Molecule: messenger RNA, 1587 nt
Organism: Argiope bruennichi
Lineage: Eukaryota; Metazoa; Arthropoda; Arachnida; Araneae; Araneidae
Product: interleukin enhancer-binding factor 2 homolog
Exons: 12
Coding region: 231-1385 (384 amino acids)
Source: RefSeq, a predicted model, not a curated record
ACCCGUCAUUGAAUUUAAAUAUAUCCAACAUCCAUCCAAAAGUUUAUAAGAUUUAAAUUAUAUUUUAUCUUAUAUCGUAUUAAAUCAAUUAAAGUGCCUGCUUAAAUAAUAAUAAUAUUAAUUUUAAUAAGUGAGUUCGUAGGCUUAGAUAGUUACAAUCACUAUGUUUAAAAUAUCUUUUUUAUGAGUUAUUCUGUUCUCUGUGUCUUGGUUCCAGAGCUAUUUUUGAAAUGAGGGGUGGAACUCGUGGUGGUAGAUCUUCAAGAGGUGGACGAUCUGGUCCUUACAAGCCUAAAGUCUUCAUCCCUCGUGUGCCAUUUGAUGUUUAUGUUUGUGAAUCAUUUUUUCCACGUGUUAAACUUGCACCUGAUGAUAAUACAUUGACCCAGGCUAUUUUGAAAAGAAACCAAGAUCUGACAUCUACUGCUCAGGAGCAAACAUCUGUAUUGAAUCUUGUUACAAAAAUUCAAACUGUUUUGGAUAAUAUUGCAUUAUCCCCUGGAAAUUUUGAUGCAUGUCAAAUUGAAGAAGUUCGACAAGUUGGAUCCUUUAAGAAGGGGACUAUGAUGAUUGGAAAUGCUGUAGCUGAUAUUGUUACAAUUCUGAAAACUCUUCCUACAUUGGAAGCUGUCCACGCUCUUGGAAAUAAGGUAUUGGAUGAAUUGAAACUUAUUGAUCGCAAUGAAAUUUUGGCACUUGUCAUGAUUGAUGGUGGUUUUGAAAUUAGUUCCCCUGAGGCAUCAGUUAAAUGUCUCAUUACAACUGUUCCCCAAAAUCUAAGAAAAAUUGAUCCAGAAUUGCACUUGGACACCAAAAUUCUUCAACAUCACUUAGCUGCUAUUCGACAUGCUCGAUGGUUUGAGGAAAAUGCGCACCACUCAAGCAUCAAAGUUUUGAUCAGAUUGUUUAAAGAUCUUCGAAAUCGGUUUGAAGGACUCCAACCUCUGAAUCCAUGGGUUCUUGAUCUCCUCGCACACUAUGCUAUUAAUCAUCACCCUAGUCGUCAGCCAUUGGGUUUGAACAUUGCAUAUAAGCGUUGUUUACAGUUGCUAGCUGGUGGUCUUUUUCUCCCUGGUUCUGCAGGAAUUCCUGAUCCAUGUGAAGGAGGCACAGUUCGAGUUCACACUUCCAUGUCCUUGGAACAACAGGACCUUGUAUGUCUUACUGCUCAAACUUUGUUGAGAGUAAUAUCUCAUGGGGGUUAUAAGCAAGUGCUUGGUCUUGAACGUUUGCCCAAUUUGGCUACUGAAAUGAGCGUGUGGGAAGGAGUUGUUGUGUCCCCUCUUAUGAAAGCUUAUGAAAAACCAGCUGACAAAAAGGAGGAAGAAACAUCUGAGGAUAUGGAGCAGGAACAUGAUGACACCAUGGAAACUCAAGAUACAUAAUGCUGAAGUUUCAAUGUACACUUAUAUUUCAACAACUUUAUUCUGUAAAUAUCAAAACUGAAUUAUUGUAGCAUUUCGUAUCUCCAACUCAUCUUUUUUGUUUUUCAGUGAACAAAUUCUUGAAUCAUUUUUAAAAAUAUGAAAACAUUACAUUUUCCUGUGCUUCAGCCCUUCUGAUAAAAAUAAAGUAUAUCCAAAAUAA